ACAACGAACGAAUUAUUCGGAACGCGUAUCCCGCUUGCUCCAGCCGGCAUCCUUCGUAAUUCGUCGAAUCGCCACUGGCGCCCACACUUCAAUCAAUACAAAUUUUCUGCUCCGUCAAGUCGCCUGCCACUAAUAUUACAACGCCGGAACGAGCUGCGCCCACGCGUUUCGCACGUUGGAAAGCUUUUCUUCGAUCGUUGUUAAAAAGCCGCGAUUAAUACGGCACUUUCUAUUACACAAAUACGUACAUAUUUUUUUCUUGAAGACGACAAAGGGCUCGUAUAAUUUGCAGAAAGUCGCAUUCGCUCGGUCGAACGGUCCAGGCCGAGGAGAGAAACGAUACCGGUGGUAGCUGAUAAUAAACAGGCAGGGCUUGCACAAGUGUUAUUCGCGUGUGCAUCGUCGGGUUGGAGAGCGUACUCGCUCACGUACGUAGAAGAGAGAGAGAGAGAGAGAGAGAAAGAGAGAAGGACGGUGAGCGUGUGUGGCAGCGCGUUCGUUCACACGAACGCUAUAGAAUCGUACCAACACGCAAGCGCGAAGGCGCGUCCGCGUGGAAAACUCGGGGCAGGAGGCGAGAGUGUUCACCUUAAGGCCUUCAGUCGAACGUUGUCACGCGCGCUGCGCGUAUCUACGUACGGUCUUCUCCCGUCUUUUCUUCGAACGCCUUAUCAAUUUUCUUCUCGGUCCUCGGUUUUAUCGAUCAUCGAUCGUAACUUCCUCUCGAGUGCCGGUGUGCCGGACGGACAAUCGCCGUGGCUCCGCUCCCUUUUGUUUCGUCGUUUCUCGCACGUGCUUGGAUACAAAAUGGCAGGAGGAGAAACAAAAGCGUAGCUGGAUUUAUUAUUUGUCGCAACAUCGCCGCGUUGUCCUCGCUGAAUCGAUAGCGUUCCGCGAUGUUGAUCAGUAGCAACGGUGGAACCAAUGCGAGAGGAUCGCUUUCCAUUUCGUGCGAUUCUAGAAUGCUGACGAACUUUGGUAGCAACGACAGCAUACUCGGUUAUCUUACUGUCAAAGAUUCGCAAGAUGUCGACCUGGAUGCGAUUCUCGGCGAACUGUGCGCUUUGGAGCGGCGUUGCGACGGCGAUAUCGCGGCCACUCCGGCGCAAGACUCUCAGAGGCAAGGACGUCCGAAUAACGGAAGGAUCACCGCCACCGAUAACACGGAUAUCGGCAAAAAUGAAGGUGGCAUUCGCACGGACAGCCCCGACAACGACAGCGCAUUUUCGGACACGGUUUCGAUGCUGUCCAGCGAGAGCUCAGCGAGCAGCAGCGGCUCGGGACACAAGCCACCUCAGACCGCCAUGCACGCGGCUCCUCAGCAACAGCCGCAUCAGCUUAUGGACGCCGCGAGCAGAGCGAAGGCCGAGAAGAUACGGCUGGCGUUGGAGAAGAUGCGAGAGGCCAGCGUCCAAAAGCUCUUUAUCAAAGCUUUCACGUUGGACGGGAGCGGCAAAAGUCUCCUCGUAGACGAGGGAAUGAGCGUAGCUCACGUUUCGAGGCUCCUCGCGGACAAGAAUCACGUGCCAAUGGAUCCGAAGUGGGCCGUGGUCGAACACUUGCCGGAUCUUUUCAUGGAAAGAGUAUACGAGGAUCACGAGCUAUUGGUCGAAAACUUGUUGCUGUGGACGAGAGAUUCGAAGAACAAGUUGCUCUUCGUCGAGAGGCCGGACAAAACUCAACUCUUCCUCACUCCCGAAAGAUUCCUGUUGGGCCCGUCGGACAGGUGUAGCAACGAAUACGACGACCAUUCGCGCAACAUUCUAUUGGAGGAAUUUUUCUCGAGCAGCAACGUUGGCGUUCCCGAGGUCGAAGGACCGUUGUACUUGAAAUCCGACAGCAAGAAGGGCUGGAAAAAGUAUCAUUUCAUAUUACGAGCGUCCGGCCUUUAUUACUGGCCCAAGGAGAAAGCUCGUACCGCCAGAGAUCUCGUAUGUUUAGCCACGUUCGACGUGAACCAAGUUUAUUACGGCGUCGGUUGGAAGAAAAAGUACAAAGCACCGACGGAUUUUUGUUUCGCCGUAAAGCAUCCAAGAUUGCAGCAACCCAAAUCGACGAAAUACAUAAAGUUUUUAUGCGCGGAAGACAACGCGUCUUUGGAGCGAUGGAUGGUCGGCAUUAGAGUGGCCAAAUACGGUAGACAGCUAAUGGAGAACUACAGAACGUUGGUGGACGAGCUCGCGCAAGAAGACCUCGAUCUAUUGGCCCACGCGAGAUCGUGUUCCGUCAGCUCGAUCGCCGUACCACCUAAUCAAACUCAGUAUAACACGACCAACGACAACGCGAGGCAAUUCAUCGAAAACGCGAGGCACGAGACCCAAGCGACGACGAGGCAAUACGACGGUCAACGGCAAAGUUACAAUUCGGAACAGCGACAAAGCUACAACAACGACGGAAGGCUUAGCAGAGCCAGCAGCUCGAGUUCCAGCGGAUGUUUGUCCGAUGGAGCACCGAGUAGUUGCGAGGUGGCUUUCGAGUGUGGAGAAUUUCCAACCGGAACGAUAAAGCGAAAACCUUCCAUGAACCCGAAACUUCCGCUGACGUCGAUCACGAGGCAAUUGAAGGAAGUGGGCGAGACUGUACGCGACGAGCCGGAUUCUUGCCCGAGUCCGACCAGCUCCGGUUCGGGUACUUUGACCAGAAGACACAGCCGUAGGAGAAGCGGCACCGAUUCGGACGGGUCGGGCACUUUGAAGAGACAUCAUAGAUCCGGCAACGCUACUCCGGUCAGUCCUGUACCGCCCGGGACGCCGGUUAGGGAGAGAGCCAGUCCUAUGGGAUACGGGCGAACGGAGAGUCAAGAGUCCAAGACGCCGACCAGUCCUAUACAACCGUGUAUGAUGGAUUCUAUCACGUCGCUGCCACCUCCGCCGUCGCCCUCGAGAGUCGCCGAGGAGGGCGAAUCGGACAGCGAGCCUUUACCGCCACCGCCGCCGGAAAUGUUUCGUUCGAAUCUCUCUCUGGACUCGUUACCGCCGCCGCCAGGGGUAGGCGAACUUCCAGUUUGCAACACGCCGGAAUUGACCGGCUCCUCGUUGAGUCUCGCCUCCUUACCGCCGCCGCCGAGUCCUCUGGUCGGCGAGACCGGCACGAUACGCCGCGCGAGACCGAAAACCUCGAGCCCGUCGAAUUCGAUGACUCCCGAGAGCACGCCGACGCACGCCGCUUCCUCCAGGCCAUCCAACAGCAGCAGCAGCAGCAGUAGCAACAACAGCAAUAGCAGCAAUCAGCAGACGUAUACGAGCGCGAGUAUCGCCACGCAAAAUGCCUCUGCUCUUCAAAACAGUCAGAGUUACGGGAGCAGCAACGCGACCAACUCGUCGAAUUCUCCACACAGUUCCUAUCCUGGCUCGAGCGCCAGCACGCCGACUUACGCGCCGAGUUCGCCGAGUUUCGCGUCCCCGCCGCCCUUUGUCCCGCCUCCGGCUUACGGUUCUCAAGCGCAGCACGUCGGCACGCAAAGCUUGACGAGACAAAACUCGAAACCCGAGUCGAUCUACGGGAGCCACCAGAGCGGCCACAACACCGUACCAAAUCCGAUCAGGCCGAAUCCGAACAUGGACACGGUCAGAAGGAGUGCCAUGAAGCAAGGUACGAGCCAUUACGCCGCGCCGCCCUAUCUCGCCGAAUUGAAAGCGGCAUCCAGCCCGCAACCGCAGCGUCGAGUGACCAUCCAAGAACCACCGACGUCGCCCAAAUCGAAAAGCGGUACGGGCAAAAAGAUCACGUUCAAUUUACCGGCGCAACAGGAACCCGGUAGUCCGGCGUUGCCGCAAAGAAAGCCGAUGCCACCGAGAAGAUCCGACAGUACCAGAUUGACCUCGCCGAAAAAAUUAGCUGCCUCGGACCAGGCACCGCCCGGCGACUUUUUGAAGGAUCUCCAACGCGUCAUGAGAAAGAAAUGGCAGGUCGCGCAAAAGUGCAAACUCGACUCGACCACGACGCCUCACGAGGUCUUGGGUUUUCGAGAUCCGCCGCCGGCCGUGGCCGACUACAGGGAGACCAACGUCUCCAAUUGGGUGCAGGAGCACUACGGAGUGGACAAUCUCUACGAGAACGUUUACACGACGGAUCCGCAUGCACCGCUCGAGUAUGCCUCGAGUCCCGCUCGUCAACCUACCGUCAGAUUCGCCGACGAAAAUCGUAGCAUCAAUAUCGUCAACGCGAUCGCCAGCAAAAGGAGACCGCCCCCGCCGCCACCGAAAAGGGCGGAGACCACGCAUCUGACCACGACCAGGGCGAUGCACUGACAAUAGCAGAUAAUACAACCUCAUCCGGAGAGGCGAUGGUAUUGCUGCUUGUGCGGCUGGUGGAAGGACUGAGAAAGGAGGAUUUUUCGCCGUUUUCUUCCAUCUCUUUUGCGGUCCUGCGCAGCGUUUGCUUCGACGUUGCUUCGCCUCGCUACCUGAUUUCAAACGGACUUCUCUCUCUCUCU
Messenger RNA from Vespula pensylvanica (western yellowjacket), 4435 nucleotides. Its product is annotated as amyloid beta A4 precursor protein-binding family B member 1-interacting protein. The transcript has 8 exons. Gene Ontology annotation, biological process: signal transduction. Lineage: Eukaryota; Metazoa; Arthropoda; Insecta; Hymenoptera; Vespidae. The record is from RefSeq and is a predicted model, not a curated record. The coding region runs from base 897 to 4250 and encodes 1117 amino acids.